Messenger RNA from Priceomyces carsonii, 1683 nucleotides. RefSeq lists its product as uncharacterized. The record is from RefSeq and is a predicted model, not a curated record. Gene Ontology annotation, biological process: transmembrane transport; carbohydrate transport. The transcript has a single exon. NCBI's taxonomy places the organism in Eukaryota, Fungi, Ascomycota, Pichiomycetes, Serinales, Debaryomycetaceae. Bases 1 to 1683 code for a protein of 560 amino acids. Gene Ontology annotation, cellular component: membrane. Gene Ontology annotation, molecular function: carbohydrate:proton symporter activity.
AUGACUAUCAUGGAAUCAAAAGCUUCUUCUUUGAAUAAAGGAGAGGUGGUUAUUGAAGAAACCACAGCUACCGAUGAUUUUAAACAACAUGAUAAUGUUGAUAUGAGUGCCGUUAAUAAUCAUGACAUUGCUUUGAAACAAAUAAUAAAGGCUCGUCCAAUUUCUAAUUUCUCCAAUAAGAGAAUAAAACUUUACUUGGUUUGCGUUUGCCUUUACCUUUGUGCCACUAUGAGUGGCUAUGAUGGGUCUUUGAUGACGUCUAUCAAUACUUUGCCGGAGUAUCUUGAUUAUUUUAACUUAGAAAAUACCGCUUCAGGUACUGGCUUAGUAUUCAGUAUCUACCCCAUAGGCUCUAUGUGUGCUACCUGCUUGGUAUGGCUAGCUGAUUAUAUUGGAAGAGUUCCAGCUAUUGCAGUUGGUUUAAUUAUUCUGGUUGCCGGUGCUAUUUUGUCGGCAGCUACAUCCAAUCAUGAUGCUUUUAUUGCUGCAAGAUUCUUUAUUAGUUUUGGUAGCACUAUUGCCAUUACCGCCGCACCGGCUUAUAUGAUGGAGGUCUUACCACCAAACAUGAAAAUAUUAGCUUUAUUUUAUAAUACGUUUUACUACAUUGGUUCAAUUAUUGCUACCUGGACAAUGUAUGGUACUUCCAUUCGAUACCAAGGCACACAUAAAAGUUUCACUAUUGCUUUAUGGUUACAACUCUUAUGUCCAGGUUUGGUGCUAUCAUGCAUCUGGUUGUUUCCAGAAAGCCCAAGAUAUUACUACUCUAAAAAUAAGAUUGACAAAGCAAAAUCUUUUAUUGUGAAAUAUCAUGCUAAUGGUGAUGAAAAUCAUCCACUUGUAUCAGCAGAAUUGGAUCAAAUGGCUCAAUCUUUUGCAGAAAGUGGAUUUUUAAAACCAAGAGAUUACCUUGACUUCAGUAUCUUUUUGAAAUCAAGAGCUCUCAAGAAAAGAACCUUAUUGGUGAUUCUUUGGUCUUGGAUUUGUCAAUAUAGCGGAAAUCAAGUGAUUACCUAUUACAUGACAACUUUGUUCUUGAAUUUGGGAGUCACUAAUGCUACCACUAGGUUGUUAUUAACUGCAGUGAAUUCUAUCAUCUGUUUUUUGACUGCAUCUGCUGGCGCAUUGACGGUAGAAAGGUUAGGAAGAAGACCGGUGCUAAUGUAUGCGUGCGUUGGGUUCGUUAUUUCAUUCAUUGCAUUGGCUAUCAGUACGAAAGCUUUCAGUGAUAACAGUGACAAUAAAAUGGCGGCUCAAGUUGGAAUCGCCUUCAUCUACAUUUUCCAGGCUGUGUUCUUCUCGUUUGCUUUUACUCCCUUGCAGCCAACUUAUCCCUCUGAAAUCUUAUCAAACGAAAUGAGAGCUAGAGGUUUGGCUUUGUGGCAUUUAGUAUCCAAUGCUGCUUCAACCUUAAACUUAUACACUGCACCAUUGGCUAUGGAAAAGAUCACAUACUGGUACUAUGUAUUUUUUGUGUUUUGGGACCUCUUGGAACUAAUUGUAAUUUACUUUAUGUUUGUGGAGACCAGUGGAUUGAGUUUAGAAGAAAUUGAACACGUUUUUACAGUGAAAGGAUCUGUUAAAGAGAGUAUUCGUUUAUCUAAGGCUUCCAGAUCUAGCGACACUGAAUGUGUAGAAGAUGCACUUGGACAAAAACCCGAGUAUAGUGAAACCCGAGUAUAG